ACGCGCGGAGCGCUGUCUGAUUUCUGAACAAGUAGUUGAACAUUCAAGAUGACUGGUCGCGGCAAGGGAGGCAAAGGUCUGGGGAAAGGUGGAGCGAAACGCCACAGGAAGGUGCUGCGUGAUAACAUCCAGGGUAUCACGAAACCCGCGAUCCGUCGUUUGGCGCGCAGGGGUGGAGUGAAACGUAUAUCCGGUCUCAUCUACGAGGAGACCCGGGGCGUUCUCAAGGUGUUCCUCGAGAACGUGAUCCGCGACGCCGUCACGUACACCGAGCACGCGAAGAGGAAGACUGUCACCGCCAUGGAUGUCGUGUACGCCCUGAAGAGACAGGGACGCACCCUCUACGGAUUCGGUGGCUAGUCGCGCAAUCGCGCUGAUUGUUUGUUAACGUGACGUGACGACAAACAAAUUAAAAAGGCCCUUUUCAGGGCCGCA
Molecule: messenger RNA, 435 nt
Organism: Leptidea sinapis
Lineage: Eukaryota; Metazoa; Arthropoda; Insecta; Lepidoptera; Pieridae
Product: histone H4
Exons: 1
Coding region: 49-360 (103 amino acids)
Biological process (GO): nucleosome assembly
Cellular component (GO): nucleosome
Molecular function (GO): DNA binding; protein heterodimerization activity; structural constituent of chromatin
Source: RefSeq, a predicted model, not a curated record